Arachis stenosperma is the source of this 1180-nucleotide messenger RNA. Its product is annotated as vesicle-associated protein 2-2-like. The transcript is spliced from 8 exons. Gene Ontology annotation, cellular component: plasma membrane; endoplasmic reticulum membrane. Lineage: Eukaryota; Viridiplantae; Streptophyta; Magnoliopsida; Fabales; Fabaceae. The coding region runs from base 123 to 1037 and encodes 304 amino acids. The record is from RefSeq and is a predicted model, not a curated record. Gene Ontology annotation, biological process: endoplasmic reticulum membrane organization.
CGUUGUAACUGACACCACCCAACGCUGUUAUCCUUCAUUCCUCCUUCUUCUUCUCAUUCUUAUUCUUCUUCUUCUUCUUCUUCUCCCUUCUUUCACAAUUCACACUCUCCCUCUCUUCUACGAUGGAUACCGAGCUUCUCCAAAUCGAACCCCCUCAUCUCACCUUUGUCUUUGAAUUGAAGAAACAGAGUUCCUGCCUCGUGCAUCUUGCCAACAACGCCUCUCAUUAUGUUGCUUUUAAGGUUAAAACGACGUCGCCUAAGAAAUACUGCGUUAGACCAACCAUUGGCAUCAUCAAGCCUCACGCUUCCUGUGAUUUCACCGUUACUAUGCAGCCUCAGCGCUCAGCACCACCGGAUUUCCAAUGCAAGGACAAGUUCCUCAUUCAGAGCACCAUUGUUCCCGUUGGAACAACACCCGAUCAAAUCUCUUCUCAAUUCUUCUCUAAGGAGACCGGCAACUAUGUGGAGGAGAAGAAGCUCAGGGUUGUUCUCAUCAGUCCUCCUUCUUCGCCGGUCUUGCUUCCGGUGAACUCAGAUCUCUACCACCACGACUCGCUAGCUGGCUACAAGGAUAGGAUUCCAACUGUGGAUGGACUUGAAAACCUACCUCCCUCUCUUACAGUUGCUGAGGAGAAAAGUUUGGAACCAACACAGGAUAUGGAGGAGGACACGACUGGUGAGGACAUGAUUUCGAAACAUGUGGAGAAUGACCCUCGGACUCAGAGUAAAAUUGAGGUUGAGAUUGGCAUGAAGCAAGGGGAGGAUGAUUUGCGGUUGAAUUUAGCCAAGGAUUAUGAGGAAUUGAAGUCAAGGCUAAGUAUAAUGGAGUCUAAGCUAAGAGAGGCUGACGAAACAAUUGCGAAGCUAACUGAAGAGAAGUGCACAAACACUCGAGAAAAGAAUCUGCUUAAGUUAGAGUUGGAGAUGUUGAAGAGGAAAAGGAAUAUGAAAAGACCUCAGGUGGGGUUUCCAUUGUUGUUUGUUUGCGUGGUUGCACUUGUCAGUGUGACAGUGGGAUAUUAUGUGCAUCCAUAACGAUAUCAUGUGCAAUUGUCUAUAUCAAUAUUAGUAUAUAUAAUAGACGUUAUUAUAAAGAGAAACCAUAUUUGUAUCAUUUUUGUGUAAUAUAAUUGUAAACUGAAUUACAUUAUCAUAUUAUCCAGGUCUUUUUCAUUUUA